GACGUUCUGCGUCUCUCUGGACAAUAAAAGUCCGGUCCAGUGGCUCGUCGGCCGGUCGGCGAGCGGAGGUCCGCAGGAUGAACCCCGCGUGCGCCCGCUGCGGGAAGAUCGUCUACCCGACGGAGAAAGUCAGCUGCCUGGACAAGAACUGGCAUAAAGGAUGUUUCCACUGCGAGGUGUGUAAGAUGACCCUGAACAUGAAGAACUACAAAGGUUACGACAAGAAACCCUACUGCAACGCACAUUACCCCAAAACGUCCUUCACCACGGUGGCCGACACGCCAGAGAACCUGAGGCUGAGACAGCAGAGCGAGCUGCAGAGCCAGGUGAAGUACAAGAAGGACUUUGAGGAGAGCAAAGGUCGAGGCUUCAGCAUCGUGUCCGACACUCCGGAGAUGCAAAGACUCAGAAGGACUCAGGAGCAGAUCAGCAUCGGGCUCAACCUCCGCUGCCCGUUCCGGGUCUGUCGCUGUGGUGUGGGUGCAGACCACCUCACCUCCGUCGUCAUCACUAGUGGCUGCUGGACUCCCAUCAGGGGACACUACAGCCCAAGCAGGGCGAGUCGCGACAGUUUCUCUCUUUCCAGGUCGCUUCCUGGUUCGCCGUCUGGGGACCCUUGUCUCUGCUGGCCAGUAGCGGGGGAACAGUGGGCUGUCCCGACCGAAAAGCACUGGAACUGGCAGGCGUUCGACGACCCCAACCUGUAG
This is a messenger RNA of Pungitius pungitius (ninespine stickleback), 707 nucleotides long. Its product is annotated as LIM zinc-binding domain-containing Nebulette-like. Gene Ontology annotation, molecular function: actin filament binding. The transcript has 5 exons. Gene Ontology annotation, cellular component: focal adhesion. Bases 78 to 707 code for a protein of 209 amino acids. The record is from RefSeq and is a predicted model, not a curated record. NCBI's taxonomy places the organism in Eukaryota, Metazoa, Chordata, Actinopteri, Perciformes, Gasterosteidae.